AAGGACCAUUUUUUUACUGUGUCUUUCUUAUUCUACACCAAAAAAGGGUCAAAAGACAACAGUGUCAUAAAAUAACAAGAGCAUUUUCUCUCCAUGUACCAGCAAUGGCACACGCUUUUUCAACCCCCACUCGUUGGAGAAAAAAACGGGGUAUAAAACCGGCGCUACACCACAAACCACAGUGGUGUGGACGUGGAUUCGUCACCUGGAGCCAGCUGGCCAGUCCCUCUACCUGCCCACAGGUGACCAAACGAGGGGCAAUAAAUUCUCCGGCACUCCGGUACGGGAUUGUUGUUUAUGUUUUGAAAAGCGCUAAUGCGACCACAGGAAAAACGAACAGGACGUCGAAGGCGUACCGUGGCCCGCUUGCCCGCACUUGCCCGUACCCGACGUGAAAGUCGUUGAAUGGGAUAGUGAGGGGGGCAGAAUUUAUCAAUGAACGGGAAAUACCCUGCCCGUGUUCAUUGAUUCGUUUGCACGUUGGCUGUUUUUUAAUGGGUUUCUCCCCCGGGGUGUACCCUCGGCGCCGUCUUCCCCCGGGGCUUGGGAAGGUAUUCGCACUACCCGCGACUACGAGAUAUGAUGUGGUCAUCUCAUGGUAACGAACGCUUCGGAACAACUCACGCUGCCAGACAGUGGUCAGUAGACGUUCAUCUCUGCUCCUGUUGCCUUGGAUAUGACCGGUGCUUGCUUUGCGAUCGCGUCUCCCUUUGGGUAUGCGUGUGUUUUGUUUUCCAUCCAUUUGAGUUGCUCCGUUUGCUGCACACAAACACUCCACACCAACACCAAACCGGUCCGCGACGGCUCGAAACAUUAAUUGCUGUUUGCCAGCACUACACUGCACUACACUUCCUGUCACUUCUUUUCAAAAGUUCCGAGUGCGUUGGGUUUUCCCCCUUGCAAAGGUUGGGACCAUUUCCGGCCAUUUCGCGGCUGUUUCCGCUGUCCAUUGUUUCUGUUUUGGCCGCGACAAAUUCCGUUCCGCUUGUUAUUCGGGAUGUCUGCAAGGAUAGCAACGUUUUCCGAAAUGAAGUGGGAGAUGCUGCUAUUUCUUCAAUGGUCGAUCGGUUUACCCUUACACACACAUACGCACACACUUACCCCCGGGUCACCUAUUCCCUACCUGUUUGCACCCGUGUGUGAAAUAUGCCCUCGCAACAAGGAUGGCCAGAUGUUUCCGGUUAUUUUUCUUGCACGUGCACUCGCUACUACCCCGCCCUAGCGCUGCCCAUGCCGGGCCAGUUUUUAUGAAUGAAUCGAAGCAACCCUUUCGCCUCGCGUUGUAAAAACCCCUUCCACGUGUGUGUUGUACCCCUUUCACCCGCUCGGUGUGUGGCUAUUCCACUCACACUGAUUCUACCCUUUGAGGUAGGGAUGCGUCCAAAUAGAAAGGAUCUCCUCAUCGGGGCUGGUGGCUCAUUACCAUUCUGACCGUCAAGCUGUGACGAACACAUUCCCUAAGCAGUAUUACGGAGAGCGAACCGAUAGUGAUGUACCGUUGGCAGUUGUAAAACAAAGUGACUCGUAACAUUCUGAAAAAAAAAAAAAAUCGUGAUCGUGAUAGCAAUACGACCACGACCAGUACCAAUACGACCAGUAAACAUCGUGAUCGUGAACAUGAAGUGCAACAAUAAUAGCGCCGCACGAACGAUCGUGUUGCUUCUGUGCUGCUGUGUUGGAUUAAGCGCGGGCAGAAUAAUUCACCGAAUCAGCGACUAUAACGCACCGAUGGCGGAACCGGUGCGCCAGUGCCGUGCGAUCUGUUUGACCAACCAUCUGCACGAGGAGAUCAACAGCAUCGUCGUGACGGACGAGUGUACCGAUCGGCCCAACUGCUUCAUGUGCUGGGACUACUGCAAGAUACUGCACGAGGAGAAGCGCAUCGUGCGCGAUUUAAUGUGCAGUGAUGUGAUUUGUUACUCUGGAUGUAAGACGGCCUGCAAGUACUACGGAGGAUUCUAUCGAACGGUGAAACAGAAGAUCACGUUAAAAUCGCUCGCUGUGCCCGUGAUCGGACAGCAGGUGGUGAACCAUGAUCCUGCCAACUCGAGUGCAAGCUAAACAGAAGGACGCGGAGAGCUCACACCACGAAGAGCACCACAGCCUACUAGCU
Anopheles arabiensis is the source of this 2113-nucleotide messenger RNA. RefSeq lists its product as uncharacterized. Bases 1618 to 2061 code for a protein of 147 amino acids. The transcript is spliced from 2 exons. The record is from RefSeq and is a predicted model, not a curated record. Lineage: Eukaryota; Metazoa; Arthropoda; Insecta; Diptera; Culicidae.